Molecule: messenger RNA, 1658 nt
Organism: Limulus polyphemus (Atlantic horseshoe crab)
Lineage: Eukaryota; Metazoa; Arthropoda; Merostomata; Xiphosura; Limulidae
Product: stress protein DDR48-like
Exons: 6
Source: RefSeq, a predicted model, not a curated record
AUGGGAGAUCUUCCUGUUUCCAGAGGUCGUGGAGGACCAAGAGGAAUGUCCCCAAGAACACGAGGAGGCUCAUUUACAAGCCAUGGAAGUCCAGAUGGAAGUUUUAGAGGUAGGCCAGGAUUUCGUGGAAGAGGAGGAUCAUCUGGACGCAGUGGUUUUCCACGUAGAGGCAGACCUCGUGGGGGGUCAUCUAUGGUUCGAGGUCAACCAUUUAGAGGAUCUCCUCAAGGUAGAGGCGCAUACAGGAGUAGUCUUCCCACAGGAGGACCCUGGGGAGAUGGAAGUGAACAUAAUUAUCCAAGUGAUGGAGUUCCUGCACCUAAAAGAAGUCGUUGGGAUACUCCAAAUUCUGGAGAAGAAAAAAAUGCUUACAGAAGAAGUUACACUAUGGAAAGUAGCAUUUGUGGCACCACAUCUGCAAGGGGUACAGGUUAUCAAGAUACUACGGGUUAUGGACGAUUUGAUAAACCAGUAUCAGCAGCUGACACUUACAUCCCAUCAAGUUCUGAUGACAUGUAUGCCUCUUCCAGGAACAUGGAUCAAUACUCUUCCCAAGAACCAAACUAUAAUAGAUUUAGAAGUGGGGCAGAACCACAUGAGCUAUCACAAAGUACAGACCCUUAUUCAAGACCAAGAAAUGCUGCUUAUGGCACUAGUAGAAAUUUUGACCCAUAUGGAACACAAAAAUUUGAUAACCCCUACAGUGUAUCCCAAGGUUCUGAUACUUACAAUAGAAUGAAUGCCGAGGAUGACUAUGGUGGUGGUCGAACAAUUCUUGCUAGUUAUAAUAGUUCUACCUAUUCAGGAGGAAGGACUACCCCUCCAGAUAUUUAUGGUGGUUGGGGAUCGUACACAGUUGGCAGUGGCUAUGAACAGCAGUAUGACUCAGGUGCCAGCAGGGCCCCUAGUGAUGAUCGUUAUGGUUAUGGCAACUACAGAGGGGCCUCCUCCUAUGACAAAGCACGUGAUAAUUGUAAUGAUACAUCAGCUGGUUAUGGUCCUUCACGUGCAGGAGGAGGACCCUUUCCUCCGCGUCGAUAUUAAACAACAUUGGAUCAUUCUCACGUUACCAAAAGAAGUUCCGACAUUUAUAUUGUCUACAUGACACUCAAAUGUUUCUGCACAGCUAAAAAUAAUAGUAAAAAAAGUAAAAUGUAACUCGGUAUGCCAACAUCUAUGACAGACUUUUCUGUCAUAUGGUUUUUAAUUCAAAAUGGACAUGAAAGACAACAUUUUUAUUAUCAUGGUUAUUAAAAGUGAUGACUUUAAACCUAUGUAAAUUUAUGUAGGGGGAAAAGAAGUGUAUGUUUCUGAACAUGAGUAGUGUUUAGCAAUUAAGUGCAUCAGUAUCUUUGUUCAUCUUAAAAUUUUGAUGUCUGUAAUAUUUUAGGCUUUCACCUCCCAUCUGUUUCAGUAUAAACCAUAUUUAACUGUAGAUUUUGAUUGUUUAUAAAAGAAAAUAACAGUGUUGGAGUUGCUGAAUUACAGUACAUUAUGAAAUAAUUGAUUCUUUGAAUAAAUUCUCAGUAAUGUGUUUUUAUGAUUUUCCAAAUGGGGUUGUGUAGUCAGCAUAAUACUUCCUUUGGGUGAACCUAGAUCUGUGAAUCAAAUAUACCAGUUAAAAGUAUUUCUAAAGGCAAGAAAUUUCAUGAAAAAAA